UAAAUUAGGGGGAGAGGCGUACCAAGCAAUAUUGAAGUCAGCAGUUGAGCUGUGGCAUGCAAGAUGUCGUUUUUCGGGAAGAUAAAGUCUGCCGUGAUGGGCAACCCCGUCACGAGGGAGUACGAGAUAGGGCGGCAGGUGGCGAGCGCUGGUCCGGGGCUGCUGUGGAAGGUCCACCAGGCAACAAGAAGAGCACUAGACAGGAGAUGUCGGUGUUUAUGUUCAACAAACAGACUCCGGAUUUCGAAAAGCUGCACAAAAACAGCGUGAGAUGAUUCUAGAGAUGUUGAGAAAAGGCCCGAAUCACCUUAUUCGUCUGAGACAUCCGCGACUGCUGACCAUCGACCAUCCUCUGGAGGAGUCAAACGAUUGUCUAGCUUUUGCAACUGAGCCUGUGACAAUUGGCCUAGCUAACAUUCUUGGUAACUAUGACAACCUACCCUCUCCCCUCCCCCUCACCAUCAAGGAAUAUGAAGUUCACCCGAUAGAGAUACAGUAUGGACUGUAUAAUUUGAGCGAGGCGUUGGAAUUUCUCCACUGUGGAGUGAAAUUGAUGCACGGGAACAUCACCCCGGAGGUCGUCGUGGUAACGGCGGGAGGGACGUGGAAGUUGAUGGGAUUCAAUUUCUGCUGCCAUUCUCAGUACCAGAGCGAGACCACGACCACGUUUCAGUUCCAAGAAUGGGACUCCAGACGACCCCACGACACGAACCCGUCUCUAGAUUUCCUGGCUCCGGAGUACGUCCUCACGAAAUCCUGCAGCGAAAAGAGCGACGUGUUCUCAUUCGGAAUGCUCUGCUACUCCGUCUACAACGGCGGUCGGCCGCUCUGCAGCAGCCUCAAUAAUCUCCUCUCUUUCAAGCAAAACGUAGAGACAAUCAGUCGUGUCACGGAAUCGGGACUGGGGGAAGUCCCGCAUGGACUGCGGACACUCGUCAGGACCAUGUUAGCUGUGGAGCCGAGUGUCCGACCGGACGCCAUGGAGAUAUCGAAACACGCCUUCUUUGACGAGGUGGGUGUGGCUACCCUCCGUUACCUGGAUACGCUGUAUGAGAAAGGGGACAUGGAGAGGUCUCAGUAUUUCAGAAAACCUGGCUCUUGUCAUCACAAAACUUCCAAAGAGAGUAAUUCACCAGAGGGUAAUUCCGGCUCUAAAACAAGAAUUCAGAAACAACAAGAUGGUUCCGUUUGUCCUUGCCCAUCAUUCUUCUAGUGGCUGAAGACUGCACAAUGCAGGAAUACGGUGAUGUAAUCAUGCCCAGUCCUCAUUCCAGCACUCCGGAUUCAGGAUCCAAUUCAGGUAGCAUUGAUUCUGCUGCAGAAGAUGGAUCUACUGCUGAAGAAAACAUCGCCGGAAGACGUCCGGCAGCACGUGCUACCAACGAUCAUCGCUUCCUUGGAAACGACUAACACACAGCUACAAGAGUUGUGUAUAAGUCUAAUCCCGUCGUUUGCGACGACCGUCGACUACUCUUCGAUGAAGCAUUCCAUCAUCCCCAGACUUACGGCUCUCAUGGUCUCCUGUGAAUCUGUCUCCCUGCGUGUGAAGUGUCUGGUUGCCGUGGGGAAGAUGCUGGACGCUCUGGACAAACACAUCGUCCACGACCACAUCCUCCCUCUCCUCCAGCAGAUCCCGUCCCGAGCACCUGGAGUUCUCAUGGCCAUACUAGGUAUCUACCAUGCGGUGAUGAAGAACAAGAAGAUCGGAAUGGAUAAGGUGCUCCUGGCAACCAGAAUUCUUCCCUUCGUAGUUCCAUUGUCAGUGGAGCCUACUCUAAAUGUUGCCCAGUUCAAGCAGUUUAUGGUGGUGAUACGGGACAUGCUGCAGUCUGUGGAAACAGAGCAGCUGACUCAGCUCGAGCAGCUGUCACAGAUGGAAGAACAGACAAGAUCGACAGUAGAAUUUGCCCGAGACGUGGCAGAAGCAAAGGCAAUGGAGGACACAAUAAACAAGUUUGAGGAGACGUUUGGCAGUGGCGGGUCACAUGACAGUCAUGUGAUCCAGAGGAGAGGAUCCGCCACUCCAAAGAGUCCUCCCUCUGGCUAUGGACUGACAGCUGCAAAGUCUUCUUCUAAUGACGGUGGUGACAUGUUUGCUGGACUGUUGCCAGAGCAACCCUCCAUGGCGACCACGUCCACUUUUUCCCCCUCCCCUCAACUCCCCAAAUCCACAUCCCCCCACACCCUCCCAACUCUCCCUCCUCCCUCCAUCUUCCCUACCAGCAAGACCAGCAGUGGUACUGCAUCGAAACCAAUGACAUCAUCUCAUACCAGUUCCAGUGUUAGUGGAAUGGGAAUGGGGGUAUCAGGAGGUGCAUCAUUACAACCGAUACAGACCGGCGUUAGUGGAAUGGGAAUGGGGGUAUCAGGAAGUUCACAACUGCGUCAAUCGUCAUGGAAUACUGGUGGUGUUGGUGGAACGGGAAUGGGGUUAUCGGGUAUGGGAAUGAGACCCACACAGACUGGAGGGAAUCAGCAACAGCCACUAAAAUCAGUCCCAGUCCAGAAAUCCCAUUCUGGAUCAGGAAUGGGAUACACUCCUCCAGCUGGGUAUAGAGGGACUGGAAUGGGUAUGGGCACAGAGAGUGGAGGAACGGGAAUGGGUUCAGGAAGUGGUAGGAUUGGAAUGGGUUCAGGUAGUGGUGGAAUCGGAAUGGGCACAGGGAGUGGUGGAAUGGGAAUGUGGAGUGGAAAUUCUGGAAUAGGUAUUCAGAACACGCAAAGCAACCAACAUUUAAACCCUCAGCCAAUUAACCCCCAGCCCACUGGAGAUGGAGGUAGUUUGUUUAGUGGGAUGCAGGUACAUGCCAGCUCGGAGGCUUCUAAGGGGUUAACGAACAAUACUUCAUGGACCAAUCAGAUCGCAGGACGGAGUCACAUGGCUGGAGGUGAUCUAAUUGGUGGGAGUGCCCCCUAUGUUCCCACGGAAACGAGAUCAGCAACAGGCUGGUCGUCCGACGUCAACAAAGGAAAAGUAGCUGUCCUUGCAGAUCCAAACGCGGGAUGGUCCGGCAAUAUUUCCCAGCCUGUCCAAUCCGCCAAUUGGAUGUCCCAAGAUCAACAAACACUGACCCCUAAUGUUGCUCCAUUGAACAAUUGGACACCAAAUCAGCAGAUGAUGGCUCCUAUGCAACCAAACGCUGCCCCAUCUGGCAAUUGGACAUCUCAAAAUCUAAGCCAACCGAGUGUGAUGGCUCCCAUGCAACCUAACAUUGCCCCAUCGGGCAAUCGGACAAUACCAAUGCAGUAUCAACAGCAACCUUUUGCGCAAUCGGGAAAUUGGACGGCCCAAAAUCAGAGUACAGGUGUUGCAUCGACAGCGGCCAGUUUGAUGAUGGGCGGCCCGUUGCUGCAACCUGGUAACUAUAGCAACCAGGCCCCUGCAGCGCAACCACGGCAACCAAACACGUCGGGAAAUCCUUUUGCUGACCUCAGCUUCUUAGAAUGAGAGCAUUACUGAUUAUUGCUCCUUGUAAAUAAUUUAUAUGUGGACUUCAAUUUUACACUGCUGUUUGAUUGUGUACAUUAAAUUUGGUUUGUCACAUUGGUAUAAUCAUUGCUUUUGUCACAUUUUCGUGGUCUACAAUCCUUUGGAAUGUGAAACAUUUUUAUAAAUCACAGUUGUGCACAAUUUGCAGUGGUGCAAUAAGAUAUAAUAUAGUGUCUAAACAUUAAUAAGUGACGAGACAAGGAGAAACGUGUUUUGUUGUUGUGGUUGUUUACUUGCUUCCUUUCAAUUUCUCCAACCUCCGACGGAAGUCCUCCAGGUGGGCGGAGCUUGUGGGUAGUUUAGUGG
Geodia barretti is the source of this 3796-nucleotide messenger RNA. The record is from the annotation of a GenBank genome assembly. NCBI's taxonomy places the organism in Eukaryota, Metazoa, Porifera, Demospongiae, Tetractinellida, Geodiidae.